AAAAAAGAAAAUUAAUGUGAUUUUAUUUAUUUAUUUUUUCUCUUCAUCUUUCUCUCUGUUCUGUUGCUUUAGUUCUUACAGCUAAGAGAUCUGGAAAUGGCAAUUUAGUUCCACUGUUACUGUAAGGUGAAACGUGUCUAAUUUAGAUCCACUGAGAGAGAAAGAUGGGAGGAGGAUAUGCUUUGAGGUCGGCUUUUGAUUCGAAAUCAGGGCAGCUAAUAAUGGUUGCUUUGUUGUUAAUGGUGGGCUCAUUCUACUUUGGCACUCUCUUUGGCAACAAUGGUUCUAUUUAUAUAUAUAACUUCUCCUCCUCUAAUUCCUCUUCUCCUUCUUCCUCUGGUAGCUACACAUUUUCCAAUAAAAUUGCUCUUGCCAAUCGGAGAACACCAUUGGUUAUCCCAGAAAAUGGGAUGAACAUAUGUCCCCUGAAGUUCAAUGAGCAUAUUCCUUGCCAUGAUGCGACUUAUGUCACAACUUUGCUUGAAAGCUUAGACCUUUCUAGGCGAGAAGAGUUAGAGAAGCAUUGCCCUCCACCUGAAAAGCGUUUAUUUUGCUUGGUGCCACCACCAAAAGAUUAUAAAUUGCCAAUAAAAUGGCCAACCAGCAGGGAUUAUGUGUGGCGGAGUAAUGUAAAUCAUACACGCCUUGCAGAAGUCAAAGGAGGACAAAAUUGGGUGCAUGAAAAGAAUCAGCUAUGGUGGUUUCCUGGUGGUGGUACUCAUUUCAAGCAUGGAGCACCAGAGUACAUUCAGAGGUUAGGAGAUAUGAUAACUAGUGAAACAGGUGAUCUACGCUCAGCUGGGGUUGUUCAAGUUUUGGAUGUUGGCUGUGGGGUUGCUAGCUUCUCAGCCUAUCUUAUUCCCUUAGAUAUACAGACAAUGUCCUUUGCUCCCAAAGACGGUCAUGAAAAUCAGAUCCAAUUUGCUUUAGAACGGGGAAUUGGUGCUAUGAUAUCUGCCAUUGCCACAAAGCAACUACCUUAUCCCUCUAGCUCUUUUGAUUUGGUUCACUGUUCAAGGUGUCGUGUUGAUUGGCAUGAGAAUGAUGGUAUUUUACUGAAAGAAAUUAAUCGUCUCCUGCGACAAAAUGGAUAUUUUGUCUAUUCAGCUCCCCCUGCGUACAAGAAGGAUAAAAAUUAUCCGCAGAUUUGGGAAAAGUUGGUAAAUCUGACUUCAGCAAUGUGCUGGAAACUCAUUGCUCAAAAAGUUCAGACAGCAAUUUGGGUUAAAGAAGAAAAUGAGUCCUGCCUAAUGCGCAAUGCAGAACUGAAGCUUAUAAAUGUAUGUGCUACUGUGGAUGACAUUAAACCAUCGUGGAAUACACCACUACAGAAUUGUAUACGAAGAAUAGGCGAGCGAGUAAAUCCUCAGAAACUCCCUCUCAUGCCAGUGCGUCUCUCCAUAUAUUCUGAGAGUCUCAUCAGAAUAGGGAUCAGUAAAGAAGACUUUGCUUCAGAUGCCAUCUUCUGGCAAAAACAAGUCAGCAACUACUGGAAGCUGAUGAAUGUCAGUGAGACAGAUAAUCGAAACAUCAUGGACAUGAAUGCUUUUGUUGGUGGGUUUGCAGUGGCUUUGAACACAUUGCCUGUUUGGGUGAUGAAUAUUGUUCCUACGAGCAUGAACAAUACAUUAUCUGCUAUUUAUGAUCGGGGACUCUUAGGUGCUUUUCAUGAUUGGUGUGAACCGUUCUCGACAUAUCCUCGCACAUAUGAUUUGUUGCAUGCCAAUUAUCUGUUCGCUCAUUACAGAAACCAUGGAGAAGGUUGCUUAUUAGAAGAUAUAAUGCUGGAGAUGGACCGUGUCAUACGACCUCAGGGAUUUAUUAUCAUUAGAGAUGAAGAAUCCAUCAUAGCAAGAAUCCGUGAAUUAGCACCAAAAUUUCUGUGGGAUGUUAAAUCACAUGCUAUGGAAAACAAAGAAAAGAAGCUCGAAACGGUGCUAAUUUGUAGAAAGAAGUUUUGGGCAAUCAUCUAAGGUGUGCUCCCAUAUACAUAUUUUCCACUAACAAAUUUUCUCUCAACCUAGAAAGGCUACUUGUACCAUGAGUCUGCUAGAUCUUCUCUUAUGUUCUAUCCUUCUUUCUCUGGCGGCGUUGCCAUAUGCUUAUGGACCUGAGAGAUGAGGUCAGGUUAUAAGCCUGUAAUUUGUUUAUUUAUUGCUUUGUAAUUAUUUCAUUUCAUGUGUUUGUUAGUUUUUCACUUUUGACAAAAGUUUUAACAUCUAAAUGGAUAUGAGAUUAUAGAGCUAGUUACCUCUCUUGCA
Messenger RNA from Jatropha curcas, 2261 nucleotides. RefSeq names its product S-adenosyl-L-methionine-dependent methyltransferases superfamily protein. The record is from RefSeq and is a predicted model, not a curated record. Gene Ontology annotation, cellular component: cytoplasm; trans-Golgi network; endosome. NCBI's taxonomy places the organism in Eukaryota, Viridiplantae, Streptophyta, Magnoliopsida, Malpighiales, Euphorbiaceae. Gene Ontology annotation, molecular function: methyltransferase activity.